AUGCCUCGCAAGGCGAUCGAUUCGCGCAUUCCCGCGCUCAUUCGAAAUGGCGUGCAGGAAAAGAAACGGAGCUUCUUCGUCGUGGUUGGAGACCGCGCAAAGGAUGUGAUCGUGCACCUGCACUAUAUCAUGUCCAGCGUAGACGUCAAGCAGAACAAGUCGGUGCUGUGGGCAUAUAAGAAGGACCUUUUGGGAUUCACAAGUCAUCGGAAGAAGCGUGAGGCAAAGAUCAAGAAGGAGGUCAAGCGCGGCAUCAGAGAACCGAACCAGGAAGAUCCUUUCGAACUGUUCAUCACCCUCAACCAAAUCCGUUAUGUCUACUACAAGGAGACCGAGAAGAUUCUGGGAAAUACGUAUGGAAUGUGUAUUCUGCAAGAUUUCGAAGCCAUGACACCAAACCUGCUUGCGCGCACCGUCGAGACCGUCGAGGGAGGAGGUAUCGUCCUGCUGCUCUUGAAGAGCAUGAACAGCUUGAAGCAACUUUACACAUUAUCGAUGGAUAUCCACUCGCGAUACAGGACAGAGGCACAUGACGACGUGGUAGCGCGCUUCAACGAGAGAUUCAUCCUGUCCCUGGGUAGCUGCGAUUCGUGUUUGGUCGUCGACGAUGAGCUGAACGUCCUGCCUAUUUCCGGAGGAAAGUCCGUGAAACCGCUCCCCCCGGCGGAGUCGACCGACCCUUCCAAAUCGGGCACACAAAAGGAAUUGAAGGCUAUCAAGGAGAGCUUGGCAGAGUCGCAGCCCGUCGGUUCAUUGAUCGGUUUGUCUCGGACCGUUGACCAGGCCAAGGCGCUCCUCACAUUCGUCGAUGCGAUUGCGGAGAAGACGCUUCGGAACACUGUUACACUGACUGCUGCCAGAGGUCGAGGAAAGUCAGCUGCUCUUGGUGUUGCGAUUGCGGCUGCAGUUGCUCACGGUUACAGCAACAUUUUCAUUACCUCGCCCAGCCCAGAGAACUUGAAGACCCUGUUCGAAUUUGUCUUCAAGGGAUUUGAUGCUAUGGGAUACCUCGACCAUGUCGACUACACUAUUCUUCAAUCCACCAACCCCGACUUCAACAAGGCCAUUGUCAGGGUCAACAUCCACCGCCAGCACCGCCAGACUAUCCAGUACAUCCAGCCUCAAGAUGCGCAUGUCUUGGGCCAGGCCGAACUCUUGGUUAUCGAUGAAGCCGCCGCUAUCCCCCUGCCUUUGGUUCGGAAGUUGAUGGGUCCAUACCUCGUUUUCAUGGCGUCGACCAUCAACGGUUACGAAGGAACGGGCCGGUCCCUCUCCCUGAAGCUGAUCCAGCAGCUCCGUGAGCAGUCAAGAGGAGGUUUGAAGGCAAACGGAGAGGAAGAUAUCGAUGUCGCCGAUCGAUCUACAGGGAAAGCAGCCAAGGGAGCAGAGAAGGGUCUUGGUGGACGCUCCUUGAGGGAGAUCACAUUGUCCGAGCCCAUCCGUUACGCCCCCGGCGACUCUGUCGAGAAGUGGCUGAACAAGGUCCUUUGCCUUGAUGCAACUCUGCCCAAGUCCAAGAUGAACACCCAAGGAUGCCCUCACCCUUCGAAAUGUCAGCUGCUCCAGGUCAACCGAGACACCCUCUUCUCUUUCCACCCUGUCUCCGAGAAGUUCCUGCAGCAAAUGAUGGCUCUCUACGUCGCUAGUCACUACAAGAACACGCCUAAUGACCUUCAGCUCAUGAGUGAUGCACCAGCACACCAGCUCUACGUGCUUGUACCGCCGAUCGACGAGGAAGCUACCAAACUUCCGGAACCCCUUUGUGUCAUCCAGGUUGCGCUUGAAGGUCGCAUCAGCCGCCAGAGUGUCCUGAACAGCUUGAGUCGUGGCCAAAGAGCCGGUGGUGAUUUGAUUCCCUGGCUUGUUAGCCAACAGUACCAAGACGAGGACUUUGCCGGUCUCUCCGGUGCCCGAGUUGUCCGCAUUGCAACCAACCCCGAAUACCUGAACAUGGGCUACGGGUCGCGCGCUCUCGAACUCCUCGUCGACUUCUACGAAGGCAAAUUCACCAGCCUGGACGAGGACGUCACCGACCAGCCCGAAGAAAUGGUCCGAGUAACUGACACCGAGCUCGAGAACUCCAACCUCCUAGACGACAAUGUCCACGUCCGCGACAUCCAAACCAUGCCACCCCUCUUCGGCAAGCUCACCGAGCGCCGCCCAGACACCCUCGACUACAUCGGCGUCAGCUACGGCCUUACCCCCUCCCUCCACAAAUUCUGGAAACGCUCCUCCUUCGUCCCGGUCUACCUCCGCCAAACUGCCAACGAGCUCACCGGCGAGCACUCCUGCGUGAUGCUCCGCGGUCUGAGCACCGGAUCCAGCGACAUCAGCUGGCUGGGCGCGUUCGCACGGGACUACCACAAGCGCUUCCUCGCCCUGCUGUCCUACCAGUUCCGCGAGUUCCCUUCCGUCCUCUCCCUCAGUAUUUGCGAAUCUGCCAACGCAGGCGAGAAACUCGAUCCCUCCAUCGCCCCUCGUCCCUUGACAAAGGCUGAGCUCGACGCCGCCUUCUCCCCCUUCGACCUUAAGCGUCUCGACAGCUACGCCAACAAUCUCCUCGACUACCACGUCAUCCUCGACAUGGUCCCAACCAUCGCUGAAUAUUACUUCGCCGGCCGUCUCGGCGGCAAGGUCAGCCUUUCGGGCGUCCAGCAAUCCGUCCUCCUGGCCAUCGGCCUGCAGCGCAAGAAACUCGAGGAUCUCGAGAAGGAACUGAACCUCCCCUCGUCGCAGUUGCUUGCCAUGUUCCUGAAGAUCAUGCGCAAGAUGUCGACGUACUUCCGCGCGUUGGUUGAGGGUGCUGUCGCCGAUACCCUGCCCAAGGAGGCAAUCCCCAUCUCGGCACCGGCUCCCGACGCACACGAUGAAGUCGUCGAUGAGCGCUUCAAGCCCCUGGAAACCGGGUUGGAAGAUGAACUCCGCGAAGGCGGUGAGAAGAUCGACGAUGAACUGCGUGAGAAGCAGAGGGCGCUGAUUGAUGCCCUGCCGCUUGACAAAUACGAGAUUGACAACGGUAGCGCUUCGUGGGAAGACGCUGAGAAGCAAGUCCGCGCUGGAGGCGCAUCGACCGUCAGCGUGAAGUCUGCGAAGCAGUCUAAGCGGAAGAAGGGCGAGUCUGCGCGGGAGAUCUACGAUGCGGAGAUUGAAUCGAAGAGGCAGAAGAUCAUUAAGAAGGGCACGGAGGGGAAGAAGAAGAGGUUUUAA
Molecule: messenger RNA, 3207 nt
Organism: Aspergillus chevalieri
Lineage: Eukaryota; Fungi; Ascomycota; Eurotiomycetes; Eurotiales; Aspergillaceae
Gene: KRE33
Product: ribosome biosynthesis protein KRE33
Exons: 2
Coding region: 1-3207 (1068 amino acids)
Biological process (GO): rRNA acetylation involved in maturation of SSU-rRNA
Cellular component (GO): nucleolus; 90S preribosome
Molecular function (GO): tRNA binding; ATP binding; 18S rRNA cytidine N-acetyltransferase activity
Source: RefSeq, a predicted model, not a curated record